AUAAAGAGAACUAUCUCAUUUACAAGAGUUGUCUAGAACUUUGCAGCAACUGAAAUACCUUUAGGUGUUGUUGAAUGAAUGAAGCAAACCUCUGCCAGGGCCAUGGAUAAGCUGAGAAGACCAGUUAGAGGCAGAAAGCUUGGGUCAAAUCGCUGGAGACAACCAAGAAGCAUGGAGGGAAAUGGGCAAACAUAUCUUAUCUCAGAGGAAGAGCCAUUCCAUUCUGAAAUCAUUGAAAAGAUUCAGGACAUCUUCCAAAAACAUGAUGAAAGCAAGCAAGGUUUCAUUACACAAGAAGAUAUGCAGAAACUGGAGGGAGAGGUGCCUUGGCACACAGAAGAGUUGGAGCUUCUCUUUGAUGGCCUUGAUGUUGACAACAAAGGCUACAUAACCAUUGAAGACUUCACUGCAGGGCUAAGGCAUUUUCUGAGCUCACAGACGGCAACAAGAGAACACAGGAAGAGGAAGGCAGCUUCAGCGAGGAGUCCUACAAACCUGUCAUUGGUGGAAGCUAAUUUAGAGGAGCAAAAACACUUCAAGGCUUUCAUAAACCAACUGGGAGCUGACAAUAUCUUUGAAGACCAGUCGGAGAUCUGGAGGAUUUGGUUGCAGCUCCGUAAAGAUGAACCAGAUCUUCUGGGAAACCUGAAAGAGUUCUUGAAUAAAAUGACACAUUUGAUUAAGGAAGCUAAGCAUGCAAAAGAAACACUACAGUUCAUGCUGGAAAUGCAAGUUGCUGAUCAUAACAAGAAGGUACAACAACUAUAUGAUGAAAUAGAACAGCAAACAGAGAGGGAGAGACAAAGGCUGCAGUAUGAGAGUAAAACCAGGAGUCAGUUGUAUAGUAUGGAGAUGGAGAAAGUACUGGGUAUCAAGGAACAGGAAAUACAGAAUUUCCUUAGUAUUCAAAAAGAGCUUGAGACUCAACUCCUCACCCUUAGGGAAAAGCAGCAUGUGGGAAAUGCCCAAACCGAAGAACUCAAGCGAACCAACAGGGUGCUUGAGAACCAGCUACAGGAAACCAUCUAUCAACUUCAACAGACUCAACACCGUUUAGAUAAAAUGAAGGGUAGAAUAUCCCAGAUGCACAAAGAUGGCAGGGCAUUUAAUGAUGUUACAUCAAUGAGCAACACUGACUCAGUCUCCAGAACAAGAGUGAUCUCUAUUGAAGAGGAUCCUGUGGCAAACUCUAUUGGAGAAGAGCCUUAUUUCCCUGAGGAGCCUGUAGGGCAAAGCUCUUUGUUCAAAGAGCUGAAUGAAGCUAUAGCAGCUCAGAUCAAAGCAUCUGAGUCACACCAACCACAAAGACAUAACUUUGUUGUUCAAGGACAGGAACCUAUGGUCCAAAUUAAGCAAAGUGGAAAUUCUCAGAAAAGGUUCAUACAGGAAAAAAUACCUCCAAAAGAAGCUCCCUCAAAAAGCAGUGGUCCAGAAAAGAGGACUUCUGAAAUCCUUGUUGGCAAGGCUAGAUUACAAGGAGAGAUUCAGCAUAAAGAAGGACCAACUCGAGUUCAGGGCAGUCAUCUGGAGAUGAAGCAAAAUAAUCCAAGAGUCAAAAUGCCAGAGCCCAUGCCAAGAAGAAGUCUUAUGCCUGAGGCUCAACCAUUGGCUUAUUCAGGGCUGAAGACACGUGUUGAUGGUGACUGCAAAGAGGAUUCACUGCUAGCUUUAGAGAAAGGAGUGAUAAGGUUAUCUCCAGAGAUGAAAAUGCCAGAUAAAGGUAUAUCUGAGACUUUGAUGAAGGAUGCGGCACCAUCUGAUUUUUCAUCUAGGAUCACUUUGCCCAACGUGAAGAUUGGAGGUGGAUCCAAAAGUUCAUUUGUAUCAAACAGCCAAUUAAAAAACAUGCCUGAGCCAGAGAUGCAGGCACAAAACCCUGAAGGGCCAAAAAAACUGUUAUCAGAGCACAGACCAGAUAGAAAUAUGCACAUAUCUGGUUGUAAGAAGAGUCAAGACAUUAGAACAAUAAAGGAUGCAGAAGAAAAAGUUAAAGCAGAUGAUAGGGAUUGCCAAAUGAAUGUAGGCACAAAAGAAAGUUCUAAAGUCACCAAAGCUGUUAGUUCCCAUCCAGACCACUUGUACAAUGUGCUCUUUGUAGGAAAUACUGAUGUUGGCAAGACUUCCUUUUUGUGUCGGCUACAGGAGGAUUCAUUUGGUGGAAAUGUGACUGCAACUAUAGGAGUUGAUUAUCGGAUCAAAAACCUCUUUGUGGAUGACAAGUGCUUCACUUUGCAACUGUGGGACACGGCUGGCCAAGAAAGAUACCACAGUCUCACCAAGCAGUUCUUCCGAAAGGCUGAUGGAGUGGUAUUGAUGUAUGACAUCACCUCAGAAUACAGUUUUGCUGACGUGAAGUAUUGGCUCAGUUGCAUCCAGGAAGGAGCAGGAAAUGAGGUUAUUGUUCUUCUUCUUGGUAACAAAACUGACUGCGCUGCUGAAAGGAGAGUAUCAAUGGAGGAUGGUGAAUACUUGGCCAAGGAAUAUGGACUCUCAUUUUAUGAAUGCAGUGCUGCUUCUGGUCACAAUGUGACUGAUUCCAUGAUCAAGUUAGUCGGGUUGCUGAAAGCUCAUGAAGACCAGCUAAAACAGGAUUUUCUGGAAUUAACAGUAAUACCUAAGAAGAAAAGCAGUUGUUGCUUGUAAACAAUAGUAAAAAGAUGAACACAAAGUGUUAAGAGCUAGUGAAUAUCAGUAGAUUCAAUGUAACUAUUUGUAUUUUGUAUCUUCUGGUGUGGAGGCCACUUCAUAUAGCAUUGGAAAAGAGCCAUUUCAUAAGACCAGGUUUAGAUUGAUGGCAAGCAUUAUACAACAGAUCUCAAACUUUCCAUCUCAUACGAUACUGUACUUUGUUUUUUACGUGAAAUGUUUUCAAACAAUGGCCUAUAGAAUUUGCAGAACGAGCAAGAAUAUCUACAAUUUAUUUAUAUUUUCUGAUGUCAUAUUGGCAAAUAUGGAGUUUUGUUUCCAAAAGGUACCAAAUACCCUUAAAAUGAUAAAUGAUUUAUAGAUGUCAGCACAUUGAUGGCUAGGAAUAGAGUAUUAUCCACAAAUCUAAACUAUCAGAAUACGUAUAUCCAAUUAGUUCAGAACAGGCCUUGGGGAAAAUGGCAUCUUAUGGCAAAAAAAUGCAUAUUCUCAGCACAUUCCCCCCCCCCCCC
Anolis carolinensis (green anole) is the source of this 3158-nucleotide messenger RNA. RefSeq names its product RAB44, member RAS oncogene family (gene rab44). The record is from RefSeq and is a predicted model, not a curated record. Gene Ontology annotation, molecular function: calcium ion binding; GTPase activity; GTP binding. The transcript has 14 exons. The coding region runs from base 79 to 2643 and encodes 854 amino acids. NCBI's taxonomy places the organism in Eukaryota, Metazoa, Chordata, Lepidosauria, Squamata, Anolidae. Gene Ontology annotation, biological process: vesicle-mediated transport.